This is a messenger RNA of Salarias fasciatus (jewelled blenny), 4024 nucleotides long. RefSeq names its product ubiquitin-associated and SH3 domain-containing protein B-like. NCBI's taxonomy places the organism in Eukaryota, Metazoa, Chordata, Actinopteri, Blenniiformes, Blenniidae. Bases 166 to 2094 code for a protein of 642 amino acids. The record is from RefSeq and is a predicted model, not a curated record. The transcript has 14 exons. Gene Ontology annotation, molecular function: protein binding.
GCGGAGCAGCAGCAGGACGGAGCCCGGCCGCGCUGCGCUGCUCUCGGCUGCGCUCCGUGUCUUUCCCCCCGCUCGCCGCUCCAUGGACUAACCGGAGGACGGGCUGCCUUGGCUGGGUGGAGGCGUCGGGACUGGGACUGGCCCCGGACCCGGAGUGAGCGGACCAUGGCCGCCAAAGAGGACCUCUACAGCAAGAUCCUCCCGCGGAGGCUCCGGCAGAGCCGGCUCGGCUCCAUGAAGAGCGGCUCCAGCCUGGACGUGCUGCUGUCCAUGGGCUUCCCCAGACCCAGAGCACUCAAAGCGCUGGUGUCAACUGGAGGUCGGAGUGUGCAGGCGGCAUGUGACUGGCUCUUCUCCCACGUGGACGACCCCUUCCUGGACGACCCUCUGCCCCGGGAGUUCGUCCUGUACCUGCGGCCCAGUGGGCCCCUGCAGAACCAGCUCUCGCAUUUCUGGCAGCAGAGUCGUGUCACGUGUGGCAAAAACAAAGCGCACAACAUUUUCCCUCAUAUCACACUCUGCCAGUUCUUCAUGUGUGCAGACCACAAAGUGGAAGCUCUCUGCGAGGCCCUGCAGGCCACCGUCCAGCAGUGGCGGGGUCGUUUCCCCAGCCCGCUGCCCCUGGAGCUCUACACCUCCUCCAACUUUAUCGGCCUCUUCGUGGAGGAGCAGGUGGCCGACGUGCUGAAACAGUUCGCGGCUGACUUCGCCACUGAGGCGGCCAGGAAAGCAGAGGUGCAUGUGGAGCCUCACAAGAAGCAGCUCCAUGUGACCCUGGCCUAUAACUUCCCCUCCGAUCACCUCCCUGCUCUGGAGAAACUGGCCAAAGGCAUCGAGGUGAAGCUGGGCUGCGAUUGGCUGGCUGUUCUCUUCUCCCGGGACAUUCGCUUCGCCAAUCACGAGACCCUGCGGGUGAUGUACCCCUACGUCCCGCAGAACGACGACGAGCUGGAGCUGCUCCCUGGGGACUUCGUCUUCAUGUCUGCGGUGGAUCAGAGCAGCACCAGCGAGGGCUGGGUGUACGGGUCCUCGCUGGCCACGGGGCUGUCCGGCCUGCUGCCGGAGAACUACGUCAGCCUGGCCGAUGAGUCUGACACCUGGGUGUUUCACGGCUCCCACUCCUUCUUCAGUUGUGGGCCUGCUGACAGGACCAGUAAAGACCGGGGGAUGUUCGAUGGGCUGCUGGACAGCCGUCGCCCCGAGAACACCAGUCCUGGAGACACGCCCACCCUCAGCCUCAUCUGCCACCCCAUGCAGGUCCUGCGGAUCAGCGGCGGUCACUCUCGACAGCCCAAACGGACACUUUUGGUGUGCCGACACGGCGAGAGGAUGGAUGUGGUGUUUGGAAAACACUGGCUUUCACUGUGCUCCGACAGCAAAGGAGGAUACGUGCGGUCCAACCUGAACAUGCCCCCCAGCCUGCCCCUGUGGGGGGGUCAGAGAGACUACGACAUGGAUGCUCCCAUCACUGUGCUGGGCUCGUCUCAGGCCCGCCUGGUCGGAGAAGCUCUGCUGGAGAGCAGCACCGUGCUGGACCUGGUGUACUGUUCUCCAUCCCUGCGCUGCGUCCAGACCGCGCAGAACAUCCUGAAAGGUCUGCAGCAGGAGGGGAAGCUGAAGCUCCGUGUGGAGCCGGGACUCUUCGAGUGGACCAAGUGGGUGUCCGGGACCUCCCUGCCCGCCUGGAUCCCCCCCGCAGAGCUGGCUGCUGCCCACUUCAGCGUGGACACCACCUACAGGCCCCUCAUCCCGGUCAGUAAGCUGACCGUGUCCGAGUCCUACGAGAACUACAUGAGCCGGAGCUUCCAGGUGACCAAAGACAUCCUGUCAGACUGCAGAAACACUGGAAACAACGUCCUGAUUGUCGCUCACGCCUCAUCUCUGGAGGCGUGCACACGGCAGCUGCAGGGACGCAGCCCGCAGAGCGCCAAGGACUUCAUCCAGGUGGUCCGGAAGAUCCCGUACCUGGGUCUCUGCGCCUGUGAGGAACAGGGCGACUCAGGGGUCUGGCAGAUGGUGGAGCCCCCCAUCCUGCCCCUCACACAUGGACCCAACCACACCUUCGACUGGAGGGAGACCCUCCUGCAGGAGUGAAGACCACCUGAACCCCCAGACCCCAGUGACAGAAGCUCCACCUCCCUUCUGGAUACCGGACCGCCUCAUCCCAUGAACGCCUCCAUUCAUCCUGCGACCGCGAGACAUUCCUCCGGGCUACAUGUUAGCAUGGCUGUGGCUACGUGUUAGCAUGGCUGUGUGGGAUGUCGUCAUGCUUAUUUAGAGCCUGUUUACAUGACUACGUUUCAAGUGACAACGUAUUCUUCUCAUGUUUUCAUUUCAGUUUGACGUUUACAUGGCAACAUUUUGAAAACAAAGUCCAUUUCUAUUGAAACAGCAAAAAAAAACAAAUCAAUGUAGUUAGCAUGCUGUGAAACGACACACAUGAGCAAAGAACAGCAGACUGUACACCUUAACAACGUCAGUCUCUCCAAGUAGUAUUGUCAUGUGAUCAAACAACCAAAACAGAAGUUCUACAUUUUCACUUGAAAUUGUUGUGUUGUAAACGGGGCCUCAGCUUCAGUCUUGGGAAGUUUUUCUGAAAUAAGAAGAAGCCUUUAGCUACAUCAAGGUGUUUGUGGAUCUUGGGCAUGUGUUUAAAUUCAACACAAUCAAGUCGUGUUGCUUAUGCUAAAAUUUGCAAAUGUAGUUUUUUGUUUUUUUGUUUUUUGUUUUUUUUUUAACCUCAACUGUCUAACAGUUUCUGUUAACUUUAGCUGAAUAUGUAAAGCUUUAGUAGUCAAUUUUGACCUUUUGGCUAAUGCUAAUAUUAGCUAUGCUAAAACCUAAAGUUUUACCAGUUAAGCUCAACUAGCAUGAAGCUUAAACUACCUAAAGCUGAAACAAAAGUAACCAUUUAUUUAUUGGCUAGAGGUAGUUUCAAGUUUUCAAGUUUGCAGUAUUUGUUUUGCUUUUAAUUACACGAUUAGCAUCAGAGCUUCUUUCACAAAACCAUCCCAGACUGCAGAAGCGAGGCUGGGAAACAGACGGCACGGCUAGCUUCCUCUGCUAGCUCAUGCUGCCUGCCACGGGAACGUCACGUCUUCAUCAGGGAGCGUCCGUCCAUCCGUCCGGACACCACAUGUAGCACAUCGUCGUCUUCUUCAGCUCCUCCUCAUCAAACUGAGACCACCGCGGCUACAACAGCACAACCUGCACAAUGACAAUCACACCGUAGCUUCUCGACCCCGUCCAGCAGCAGCUCUCAUGUGCGUUUGUUGGAAUUAGCUGGAAGUAGUUGUGUUUUAAAGACAAAAGACAGUCUUCCAUAUUGAUUUUUAUUUAUUUGUAAGUGUUGUUUUUUUUUAGAUGUUAUGAGUAAAACGUGUAACAGAGGGUCAUUUUAUUAGCAUGUGAGAGAUUUUUGCUCUGUAUCUCAGGUGUUGACUGCAUUUGCAGCUUUGAAAACUUCCAUGGAAUGAGUGAUUGCUUUUAUUUUCAUAUGAUCAAAUUAAGUUAUGUAAAAAAACAAAUGAAUAAAUAAAAAUCCGCUGUUAACUUUUAGCAUUUAGCAUUGCAAAAAGCAAAGAUUUAUUCUUUUUUUUCCACCUAUAAAGUGACACAGACAUUGUUUCUGGACAUUAUAUGUUCUUGUUCACGAAUUAGCUUGAAGCCUAAGGCUAGGUUCUUAUUCAGACAUUUAGUUAAAUCAUCUUCACAGGUUAGCAAAAAGUUAAAAACCCAUUUAAAAAAAAUGAAACUCAGUUUGAUGCAAAUGGUUUAUUAGCAUAAUUUAGCAUGUUUAGGAAAAUACCUUUAUCCAGCAGCAGUAUUGAUACCAGCAUCAAAACUGCUGCCUUGUAAGAUUUUCUAAACUCAAUACAUUCAUUUUUUAAUUUUGCUACUAUAAAUACAUUUAAACCAACAUCCACGGUCAUUAUCAUCACGUUAUUAAUAACUGAGACUGUUAGCACUGUGAUGCGAUCACAGGGUUUUCGGGUUAGAGUUCUACUUUAUCAGUUUAAAAAGA